Molecule: messenger RNA, 834 nt
Organism: Alternaria metachromatica
Lineage: Eukaryota; Fungi; Ascomycota; Dothideomycetes; Pleosporales; Pleosporaceae
Exons: 1
Coding region: 1-834 (277 amino acids)
Molecular function (GO): S-adenosylmethionine-dependent methyltransferase activity
Source: RefSeq, a predicted model, not a curated record
AUGACCGCCCCAUUGAAGCCAAAGCAAGCGCUCGAUUUCGAAGGUGCCCUGCUCCAAGAACUCCAAGGCGAAAUCAGCAAUUCCAUUGCUCAACAGCUCCUGGAGGGACUCCCACCACUCACUGCAACGUCAGUCGUCCACGACAACGGCUGCGGUCCCGGCGCAGUAACCAUGGCGAUAAUUGGAAGUAACCGCCCAACAGGUCUCAAGAUUCACGCCACGGACGUAAAUCCCAUGUUCCUCGCUGAGCUGCAAGCCAAUCUCACCGAUAAUCCCUCGUGGCCAUUCAAAGUCGAGACAAUGGACGCCUGCAACCUCACCUUCCCAGACAACACCUUCGAUUACUCCUUCACCAACUUCGUCUUCGCAGGCCUUUCUGACGACGGCGGCGCCGCCUCGCAUAUCCUACGUACUUUGAAGCCAGGUGACACAGGCGUUAUUACUGGUUGGGCAGAAAUGCCAUGGCAAAUUGCGCUUAAGAACGCGCACUACAAGACAUGUGGUACGGAGGAGCCAAUGGCGCCUUUUCUGAGCAAGAGUUGCUACCAGAAGGAAGAGAUUGAGCAGGCCACCAGGGAGGCUGGAUGGAGGGAUGUCAAGUUUGUGCGGAAGGAGGCGUAUUUGAAUCUUGGUACUGAUCUUAGGCGAUGGGCGUCUAUUGCAUGGACCUUUUUGGGGGCGCCUGUUGGUGGAUGUCAGCAGCGCGAUGAGAGGAUGUGGGAAAAGGCGCUCGACUCUAUCGUGGAAGAAUUGCCUCGUAAUGAGUGGUCCAAGGUUGAGGGUGGGGUGAAUAAGAUAAGGAUGGUUGCUGAUGUUGCGAUUGCGAGGAAGUAG